Molecule: messenger RNA, 6185 nt
Organism: Penaeus vannamei (Pacific white shrimp)
Lineage: Eukaryota; Metazoa; Arthropoda; Malacostraca; Decapoda; Penaeidae
Source: RefSeq, a predicted model, not a curated record
CAAAGGUGCAGAUAGUCAAUACGUGAGACAUCUAAUGGUAAAUGGCAAAGAGAACCUCAUUUACCAUGUAUAACUACCCACAGGAGGUACAUCAAAGUGACCCACUCACAGUAACCCAAGGAAGUGAGCAGUGACCAGGAAUGAAGAAAGUGAAAGAAGUACCAAUCUACAUCACAGACAGAAAAGGGAGGAGGGAUGCUGCGGUUGCCACGGCAAAACUUGAAGAGAGCAGCAGGCAUCCAAAGAACGCAGAGCGAUUGAAGAACAAAAGGAUAGUUAGGACUUACAACCAAAAGUUGGGUGCUCUCCGUCAGCAGUACUCAAGAGCAGUGCAAGAACUACGGAAGAGAAGGCUGUACACUCUAGCAGACUUGGUUUGUGGUGCUUCGAGGUUCUUGACCGAAGAACAAUUAGUAUUCUUUACAUUGCAGUUGAAAUCAGGCUGCCACAAUAUGCAGGGAGUCAGGUACAGUGUAAGAGAGAAGAUACUUGCAUUGGCUUUCUAUUUGCAAAGCCCAGCCCUGUACAAGUGGCUCCGAGCGAUAUUUCACUUGCCAACAAAGUUGAUCCUGGAAAGGUGGCUAGAAGGUAUUGCAAAAAGUGAUCCUGACACAGCUAAAAGACUGAUGUACCAUGUCUAUACUAAGUACAUCUUCAAACAGUGAUGUGAAUGCAAUGGUAAGACUGCAGUUGUACAAAAUUUUGAGACAUGUGUUUAUUUUAUUUAAUGUACAGUGAAUGAUACACAACUGUUGUAUAUGUGUUAAUUAUAUUGUACAUACAAGGUAAUGUUUCUAAGGAAAGUGUCCUGAGUGGGAGGGGGGAAAUUUGUGUUACAAAAAUUGAAAUUCACUUUAAGUUGGUUUUGAUUACUUAACCCACUCACGCCGGGUACAUUUUGUAGCCAAAAUAAAAAAAUCCGGGCGGCUACAAAAAUCGGUGGGCGGAGCUUCCCCGGAGUCUGUCCGCCCGCCUGCCCGUGCGCCGCUGCUGUGUCGGAGCCCCGAUACAGCGUCACACUGGCGGGACGCCCGGCAAUGUUUAUUUUUUCCUCUGUCUCAUUUAUGUGACACCUGGAACGAAUGGGUUAAGGUAUCUAAAAUGCUACAUACACAAAUAUUAGAUCAUGUGAGAUGAUAUUAAGCUUUAUUAGCUAGUAGCUAUCAAACUUAUGCUAGUUCAUGUGGCAUUUUCAACAAAAAAUCUGCUGUAGUUGUAAGAAUGUCUUAUUUUUUAUAUUUUGUAUUUAUGAACAUAAUAGACUUAUUACAGCCAAGUUAAGGGGACUGUCCUGUGAAAUGCCCACCUUUCCCUACUCAUUUCAUCAUAAAAAAAUAUCAGUUGGAGAUAACUCAUUGAUUGUUUUUGCAUAAUAUAGAGUAUAUAAUUGUGCUUUGUCUCAUAUAUGAUUUCAACCUCACUCUCCCAUGGGUGGGGGGCUAAAAAAAAGUCGAAAAAAACUUCUUUGGUACAUCCUAGCUCCCACAGUUUUUUCAUUUACAAGCGUAAGGCGUGUAAAUGGCUGAUUUUUUUAUUUCCAUUUUUUGGGGAUGGGGGACUGGGUGACAUAGAUUAACCUUUUUGAUCAUUUUUUUCAGCUUUGUAGUCUAUAUGUUCUUAUUUAGUACAAAAUUUAAAUAUUGGCCAUUCACAUGGCCUUAGAACUCCAAGGCUCUAAGGAAAGCAACAAACUGCAUUUGGUAUAAAAGUGUUCUUUGAACAUUCACGAACUCAUAUCUAUGCGCAAUGUCAUUAGAUGCACGAUUGCAAUAAGCAAAGGUCGACAUAGGUGUACCUGGGUGCACAUGCACAUUUGUGGUGUACCUCCUCACAUGUUGGUGGGCCGUCUGAGAACUUGUGGCAGUGGAUUUGCAUCCACUAUUGACUGGUGUCAAUCAUCUCUUUAAGGGGACCGUCCCAAGGGUGUGAAAAUUUUGUCAAAUUGAGUUAGCUAGCAUAUAGUAUAGGUACAUGAAUGAGGAAACUACCAAAUGAGUAUUAAAUCCCAGCUACUGUUAGUUUGUAGGAGACCCCCGCAAACUGCAUCACAGCAUAGUUCCCCUUAGGUUGGGUCACUCAGGUCCACAGCCGGUCCUCUUGCCCUCACCAUCAGCAGCUUCUCGAAGACACAUACUGGAAACUGAUUGGUUGACACCGGACACCUCAUGGCUCGCCUGUUGGACCACAGGCUCCCCUCGCUCCCGGGUAGCUGACACAGUUCAGCAGUACUUAGGCUCCAGCGCCCGGGCUGAGAUCAGCACUUACCGAUCCUCUAGCAGAGCAAGACCACAGCAAGCAGCACCAGGCCUAUCCAGGCCUUAGCCAUUGGGGGAGCCACCCCAGCUUUCCCCAUCGAUCUCCAGCACCCCAGCCAUACCUGUGGGCACUCACACCCACUUCAGUUACUCCUUAAGUAGAUAUCCAAAUAGGAAGGGAUAAAAACCUCCUAAAAGCUGUGUAUGUUCCAACUUGCAUAUAGCCUAUUUGAAAACUGGUGGUAAUACUGGACAAACAACAAGGUUGUCCAUAAUUAGGUGAACUUUCUUAAAGAUCUGGUUGUACCAUUGAAUAGGCAGUGAUAUAGUGCAGGAAAUUAACAGAGAUUUUCUAAAUUUUGGUUUAAUAUUUAUAUGCCAAAUGAUUUUUUUUUCUGGGGAAAGUAAAGAGAAAUAAAAAAUCCCAAGUGUAGUUGAAAAUUAGGCUAUUGUUUUCUUAUUUUCUUAAUUGAAUGAAGUUCUUGAGUAUUAAUAGAAACACAGUGUAAAAAAGGAAGCAAGACUGUAGAAUGGAAUUUUUUUUUGCAAUUCCUCUCACCCCCAUGCAAGAUAGUCCUCUUAACUGUUGAAAGCUAUUUGAAGUAUAUUGAAUUUUGUAUAUUGAGUGGGUUGUAAUAUACUAUUGUAUUUCAUUGGCAUUUUAUUAGAGACCUCAAAAUCAUUAAAAAGUUUGUCCAAGAACCAUCUCACAGACUACAAACAUGUGUUAUACAUGUGUUAUCAUAUGUGAUAAUAGUACUAAGAGAGAGUGAUAGGGAGAAAAAGAAAGGGAGAAGAGAGAAAAUGAAAAGAUGAAAGAGGACAAGUAGAAUGAACAUAAUGAAAUGAUAAAAAUACCUACAGAACAAAAAAUGGUUACUGACAAAAUGGGAAUGCAAAAUACAAGCCAAAGGAAAGAAUGAUUGACGAGAGACUGUCAAGAGAAACAAUUGUGAGAUAUGUAAGGAUUUACUUGAGUAUUAUGAAACGUCAUUUAAUCACCCAGAAUUCUUUUGACAUCUAGGCAUUCUCUUUUACUUAGUCUCUUGUGAUUAGAUUUCUCACAGGUACGUCAAACCUUUUAUGCUUCAAGUAAAGCGACUUUACAAAUAUAUACAAAACUGAAACAAUGUCAAGUAAGUACCAACAAGGUAUUGCAGUCAUAACAUCAUUUAUAACUCAGGCAGGCUGUGUAACAUCCAGUCCUAUCAUAGCAAAAAAUUCACUGAUGUCAGGAGACAUGUGACCAUGUCAGCAGUCCAUUUUCUGUUGGCAGAGAGCCAUACAAUAUUCCAAGCUCAAAGUGGCUUGUGUUAAUGGGCUCUGGCAUCGUUAGGCUUUACCCAAAAUUUUAUCCAUUUGAAUGGUUUAAAGUAAACCUAACAUAUCCUAUUAAUAAACACAUGGAAUAUUGGUAAUCUUCAGAUGUAUGAUUUUCUCUUUUUUAUGUAUUUACAAAGUUCAUAAAACUCCUCUUUUACUCUAGCAAUACUGCAUGUCAAAAAGUUCUGAUGAACUGGUGAGAUUUAGGUGAAGAAAAGACACUCCUUGGUAGUACUUGUUUAUCUUACAUAAUUACACAGUUGGCUAUACAAAGAGACCCUGAAAAUGAUUUAUUCAUACAAGAGAAUUUCAUUUGAAACAAAAUGAUGAUACGUAAGUUGAAAAUCCUAGAACACAGGGUUGAGUGAUAUGAGAAAUCUGUCUUUACACCCAUUGGGUCGGACCCACUUCUAGACCUUGAUUGCUCAUUGGCAGCACACAAAACCAGAGCAAGCAAAUGGUCAGCAAACUGUAAGGAAAAAAUGUAACAAAGUAUUGGGACAUUACAUGUGGAUAUGCAAAGUGUAGACAGGGAUACAAGAUCAAACAGAACUAAUGCAAAUGACUAGUGUGUCAUGGUGGUAAGUGUAUGGCCUAAAAAGUAUACGAUGGGAGGCACAGUCCCUUGUCCAUGCCAUGAAUGUGGUGAUGUAGGAGUUCCAUUCAUUUUAGCAUGGCUGUACAUGGUAGAAACAGCAUUGUUAUCAAACAAACAUUCCAUCUGUGACUUUACUUUGAUGAUAUCUGGAUCACCUUGUAUAAUGUUACUGUAAUUAGUAAAACAUGCAGAAUGAACUUAAUAUUGUCAUAUCAGGCAUGGAAUUCUAGGAGGUUCAAUUUAUAACCACUCCAUUCGCACUAACAAGCAGUGAUUUAUGCAGAUGCCCCCACUACACACACACAAGUGGUAUUGUUACAUUCUCUUGGUAUUUUCUCUCUCAGAUUGCCUACCAGAGGGGGAAAAUUGGUAAUUAUAAGUAUGUCAAGCCAGAGUAACCAUAGCACAAAUGUAUAUGCGGAAGCUUCCUACAUAAAUGCUCAAUGUAAAGCUUUCCAUAAUGAUCAGCAACAACUUGAAAUGCUGCUUUGUUGCCUGCCUUUGAACAUGAUUGCCCUGAAGAUAUUAUUUUUCUUUUUGCCAUAUUGUAAUUGUAGACCACUACUGAAAUAAUGUGUUAGAUUCUUAAGGUUCUUCAUAGUUUAAACUGCUUUCAGUUCAUGUUGUGCAGUUCUAGCAUGGGGCUUCAUUCUUUGAAACAAUUAUUUAAAAAUAAGCAGAAAAUGCAAAUAUUGUUUGAUCAUAUUAACACAAAAUCUACUUGAUAAUCAGCCAUCUGAAUGUUGUAAGUACUAAGCUAAUAUGUGGUCUUGAGUUAUCACUUCAUAAUCAUUUCUUUAUCAGCCCCAGUGAACACUUCACAUAUUUAUCAUAAGUAAAUCUUGGAUCCGUAGCAUUUAAUCAUAAUGUCAUAUUUCUAAGGCUAAAGCCACAUACUUGAGGAAUUUUGUUUAAAGCCCAAUAAAUUUGUGAAGAGAAAUGUCAUAUUUUCUUGUACUGGGCAUUAGAUAAGCAAUGAGAUAUUAAUUACAAGUCACUAUAAAGUGAUUUCUACAUCUUUAACAGUUUAAAAGGACUUUAAGUACUUGCCAGUGUUAUCUGGAUCUUUACUUUUAAUUUCCAAGAGAAGACAUGUGAUAGACUAUGCCCUGGGGAUUCUCAAUAUCACAUUAAUAACUCCAUCAUUCCUUAAAGUUAGAAAACAUACAACUUGAGCAAUGCAAAAUUCUUGAAGAUACUUUUUUGAUAAUUUCCAGUCAAAGUUAUCACAUUGUAAGAUUAUUUUUACGAGCUAAUGGUAAAGGCUUUACUCAUAUUAGGACAAGUUUUUUUUCCAGUGAAGGACCUUGAAUUUAUUCAGUAUUGUUAUUGUACUAGUUUUUUUGUUACAUCCAGGCUGGAAACUGUGCAAUACUGCCAAGACAUUAUGCCAUUAAAAUAACAAUAAUGAAGAUGAUACAAUAAAGUCUACUUUAUUCACAUCACAUAUAGAUUUAGGGACUGACAAGAUGGGCUGAUUGUCUGAGUGGUGUACAAAUAAACCUGGUGAAUCCUUAUUUAAACAGCAAAAGAUUAUUUUUCCUUUAGACAUUGUCAUGCUGUCAUAUCAAGUAGAACAUUAUGUAUGAUUAUUUAAUCUCUCUACAGAACUGGUUUAAUGGCAAAUGUACCAUUUCUUCCAACAUCUGUUAUUUGAAAUGUACCAAGAAAAUAUGUGGUAUUGUAAUUUUCUAAUACCCUCACUUUUGAUGUAGUUUUCAUUCAGUUGGCUAGUGAAAACUGUUCAGUGAACAUUUUUUAAACAGAAUAAACUAGUGUCAAUAUUAAUCCCCUGUUAAUGACUAACUUUCUAACCAUGUUUCAUUAUCAUAUUUACAAAGAUGAAGUAAAAUUGGCAUUUUACUUGAAAUUUGUGUGAAAUAAAAGAUGAAAUGACUCAUAGGGUCUUUGCAAAAAUGCAAAAAAUAAAUUUUCUUUACAUGACUAAAUAUAAAAUUUCUCAUCCUUCCCUUUUUGUCAAAGACCAACACCAAUAAAUAUAUUAAUUA